GCUGAAAGGUUUCAGGUUAAAUACGAUGCGAUUUAUAUUAAGUACACUUCUUAUUUUAUUACAGGCUUCAAUAGUAUUCAGUCAAAGCUGCCUGGAGUCGAAACAACUGGAAGAAAAUUGUAGUAGCUACUGCUUUAAAAUAUUAAGGCCGGUUUUAGAUCACGCGGCCUCUUUGCAAAACCAUAUAAACAACGAUGAUAGUAAGAAAAUAGAUUCCCAAUCUAAACUUGAAAAAGUGGAGCGUCAACUUGAAGUUCUCCAGGGCAAGGUAGAAACCCUGGAACGUGUAAAUUGCAAACCAAGUGCUGGACUUCAAUCGAAAAAGUUUCAGAAAAUUGGAAGCAAAUAUUAUUAUAUUGAAGAAAACGAAUCGGUAAACUGGUUUAGAGCUGUGCACCGAUGCCAUGAAAUGGGAGCUCAUUUGAUAAGUCUGCAAAAUGAUAAUGAAUUUCAGGCAUUAAAAGCCAAAUUAAAUGUUGAUCGGAAUUAUUGGACUGAUGUUAACGAUCUCAGCCUCGAAGGGGAAUAUCUCUCGCAUACAACCGGUUUUAAAGCCCCUUUUUUAAAUUGGUAUCCCAGUAGCAACCCAGACAAUAAAGGAGGUAACGAGAACUGCGUCAAUUUAUGGAAUCGUCAAAAAACUCUUCGAAUGAAUGAUGCGCCAUGUUCCUCGCUUUUGAAUUUUAUAUGCGAGCUAUGAUUAUUAAUUUUUAAAUAAAGUAAAUGUUCGUGAAUAUG
Messenger RNA from Drosophila innubila, 738 nucleotides. Its product is annotated as C-type lectin 37Db-like. Lineage: Eukaryota; Metazoa; Arthropoda; Insecta; Diptera; Drosophilidae. Gene Ontology annotation, molecular function: carbohydrate binding. The record is from RefSeq and is a predicted model, not a curated record. Gene Ontology annotation, biological process: biological process involved in interspecies interaction between organisms. Bases 26 to 700 code for a protein of 224 amino acids. Gene Ontology annotation, cellular component: external side of plasma membrane. The transcript has 2 exons.